Molecule: messenger RNA, 1897 nt
Organism: Gasterosteus aculeatus aculeatus (three-spined stickleback)
Lineage: Eukaryota; Metazoa; Chordata; Actinopteri; Perciformes; Gasterosteidae
Product: lysosomal-associated transmembrane protein 4B
Cellular component (GO): lysosomal membrane
Source: RefSeq, a predicted model, not a curated record
GCUAGCUUAGGGCCGUUCCGUUCCAUUGUGCUGCUUGCGGUGAUAAUUACAGGACCGGUGAGUGGCACUCGGAUCCCGUUUGUCGUUACGUGGAAUGUUGACUGGACAGCGCGCGCUCUCUUCUUCAGUAAACGUCGCGCGGUUGUCAGCCGACAAGAUGAGGAUCUCCCCGUGGGACCGCUGGUUCUCCACCAGCUGCUGUGUGUGCUGCCAUGUCCGCACAGGGACCAUCAUCUUGGGGGUCUGGUACAUGCUCAUCAAUGCCGUGGUGUUGCUCAUCCUGCUCACAGCGCUCAGUGAUCCUGAGCAGUACCACCUGACCAGCGCUGAGCUGGCUAAUGACCUGGAUGUCAUGGAUGAUGCCAACAUGUGCAUCGCCUCAGCCAUCUCCCUGCUGAUGGUACUGAUCUGUGGAAUGGCAACAUAUGGUGCAUACAAGCUGCGAGCUGCCUGGAUCAUCCCGUUUUUUUGCUACCAAAUAUUUGACUUUGCUCUCAAUGCACUGGUUGCUGUGAGCAUUGUAGUUUACCCAAACACAGUACAAGACUACCUGCAGCAGCUGCCUGACAACUUCCCCUACAAAGAGGAGAUUGCUGCUCUAAGUAACGUGUGUUUGGUCCUCACCGUGCUGCUCUUCAUUGGCUCCAUUCUCAGCUUCAAGGCCUACCUGAUGGCAUGUGUGUGGAACUGCUACAGAUAUGUGAGUGGGCGGGGGGCUUCAGAAAUCCUGCUCUAUGUCACCACCAAUGACACCACGAUCGUUAAAUCCGGGGCCGGAACAUGUGCGGUGCUGCUGCCUCCGUAUGAUGACAGCGUCAGCGUCCCUGCUAAACAGGCUCCUCAACUGUACACCACUGCCACGGCAUAAGAAAUAUUCUGAGGUUGCUGCUGACUGAAGCCUGCUGUUACUUUCCCCCUUCCUCCCCCCGCCCCCCUCCUGCCCCAGCAAGAUGUAUGCACCACUCUGCCUCUCCAGCGUCCAGCACAGGCAUUUCAGCACACCCAUGCAUGCACCGAACCAUAUGAAAUCUUUGUAGGCACAUGCACACACCUCCACCACCACCGUGACCUCUUAUCCCUUCACGUUUGUUAUUUGUGAGCUUGUUGUUUCCAGACACGAUGCGCAUCCCAAUGCAUUUGAACCUGGGUGCAAAAUGUCACGAGAAAGUGUUAGAUUCUAUAUAUUUGUAUUAAUUCUAGUCACGCUCUGUGUACAUUCGUGGUAGUAUUUUGUGUCCUACCUUUGAUAGUCCUAUAUUACAUUACAGCACAAAUUCUCAUAAGUGUUUCCCGUUUGUCUGGUUUCGUGAUCGGGGUUGGAUUGCCUUUAUUAUUCAUUACUUUCUCUCUGAUGGGCUGCCAUUUAUAGGGUGAGGGGGCCUAUGUGUGAAGUGUCACCUUGAUUGGUGUUCCCAAAGAAACGUAUCUGCCUAUAUUCUGACAUGAUCUCAAAAAACCUAGGACAUAUAUCGAAAAUAUCGCCGUCUUUUACCGUUUGAUUUUUCUGAUUUUAUCUGGAGUGGAGUUUUGCUGGUUGACCGCCAUCACUUUUAAAUGUAACUGUAUGUUUCUAUCAAUGGACGAGAAAAACGUAUUCCCAGCUAUUUAUCUAUUUUUAAAGCACAUAAGAGGUGCUGAUCUGAAAUCUGUUUGCUGUGAUGAGUCGACUGGAUUGGGGCCUCUCUGUGUCCUGGAGCUCAGUAGACAAGGGCCCUGGUUGUGUUUUUUCAGUUGAAACCAACGGGAGCUUCUGCUCUGCGUAACCACCAAGUCUGCUCCAUCAGAUGCAGCUACUUUUCCAGCUGCUCUUUGGCCAAACAUGUAUGGCAAGGACAGCUGUAUGAGAAAUAAAAGAUGUAACAUUUAUUGGUGUAUUAAAAGUCAAAUUUUACCGGCA